GGGAACGGGGUCUUCCGCCCCCUCCCCAGCGCCCAGAAGCCUCACCGAAAGCUGCAGUCGCACCACUCGAUCAACAGCCAGAGCAGCAAGAAGAGCAAGGGCAGCUCCAAGUCGGCCUCUUCCCACAUCCCUAUUGAGGCGCAAGAAGACUGCUGCGUCCACUGCAUCCUCUCCUGCCUCUUCUGUGAGUUCCUGACCCUCUGCAACAUCGUGCUGGACUGUGCCACCUGCGGCUCCUGCACCUCCGAGGACUCCUGCAUCUGCUGCUGCUGCUGCAAUUCGGGCGAGUGCGCGGACUGCGACCUGCCCUGCGACAUGGACUGCGGCAUCAUCGACGCCUGCUGCGAGUCGGCCGACUGCCUGGAGAUCUGCAUGGAGUGCUGCGGGCUCUGCUUCUCCUCCUGA
Molecule: messenger RNA, 405 nt
Organism: Pygoscelis adeliae (Adelie penguin)
Lineage: Eukaryota; Metazoa; Chordata; Aves; Sphenisciformes; Spheniscidae
Gene: MDFI
Product: MyoD family inhibitor
Exons: 2
Source: RefSeq, a predicted model, not a curated record